Messenger RNA from Sitophilus oryzae (rice weevil), 1944 nucleotides. RefSeq names its product UPF0489 protein C5orf22 homolog (gene MESR6). The record is from RefSeq and is a predicted model, not a curated record. The coding region runs from base 239 to 1381 and encodes 380 amino acids. The transcript is spliced from 2 exons. NCBI's taxonomy places the organism in Eukaryota, Metazoa, Arthropoda, Insecta, Coleoptera, Curculionidae.
AUUCUCGAUAGCGACCUUUCUUAAUAUAACAGCUGAUAAGAGAUUGGAAGUGGAAGGAUUUUUGACAUUAGGGGAUUUUCUAAACUUUUUCUUAUAAAUUUUAUCCAUAUAAGGUAAUCUUAUACACUUAUAUUGAAAAAAACAGUAGCUAAAUUUAUGUAAGUUGAAAAAUCGGCCGCCGAAAAAUAGUUAUUAUCGUGUAUAAUCGAGUUGCAGUGUAAAUUCGCUAGGAAAUAUAAUGGACUCUGAUUUAGGUCCCCAACUAAAGAAACGCUCAAAGAUACCCAUCUAUAUCGUAGAAUACCACCACGAAGUCAUACCUUUCAUCUACAGAAACAUCGGAUCCAAACAUUUACCAUUGGAAGGCUCUAUAUUCGUCCAUUUUGAUUCACAUCCAGACAUGCUAAUACCGAAAACCAUGCCAGCAGAUAAAGUUUACAACAAAGAUGAGCUAUUUGAGGAACUCAGCAUAGAAAACUGGAUAAUGCCUGCCGUAUAUGCCGGGCAUUUCGCUCAUCUGGUAUGGGUUAAACCACCGUGGGCUCAACAAAUGAGUAAUGGUUCACGUCAGUUUUCAAUUGGUAAAGAUAAAAUCACCGGAACUAUUAGGUUGGAUUCUAAAGAAAACUACUUUGUUUCUGAAGGAUUGUUUAAGCGUUGUAAUGAUCUGGAAAACAUCAGAAAUGCCCGUUUGGAUGUUUUGACUUUAGGCAAACGCCUUAUCGACGAAAGUGAUGAUAUUAAGGAUCUUAGAAGGAUUUUACUUUAUUUAGACCAACCAUAUAUACUUGAUAUCGAUUUAGAUUUCUUUAGUACGAGUAAUCCAUUUUUAAAUUUGUAUAACAAGGCGAAUAUGUACGAGCAAGUAAAACAAAUCUACAAAUUUAGACCUCCAAAAUCGGAUAACGAUGAAGAUUUGAGAAUAUAUACUGAAGAAAGAGAAAAACAACUGGAAAAGCUGGAAAACCUAUUUAAGUCGAUUCAGGAGAAUAAAGAUUUUCCUUUGGACGAGAUCGAUAAUGAUGAUUCCGUUUUGAAAAUUAAAAUACUACGUGAAAAAAUGCUGGAAAAUUAUAAAGAAGAAGAAAUAGCUUGGGAAUUGGUUCACGAUGCGGGCUGCACGUGCGACGAUUCUGAUCUGCCUCAUCACGUGUCUUCAGAUGAAGAUCUGGAAGUUAUGUUUGAUAGUUUCAAGUCAUUUCUGGAAGAGUUGCCGACUUUGCCUGUUAUUAUUACGAUAUCUCGGUCGACGGUAGAUGAUUAUACACCUGGAGAGGAUGUGGAGCGUAUCCAAGAAAAAGUAUUGAGUUUAUUGAAAGAUAAAUUUAAUUGUAAUGAUCCCGUAUUGAGUUAUAUCGAUGAAAGUAAUUCAGACAGUUAAUGGACUUAGUGAGACUCAAAAUUUGAUUAUAUAGGGUGUCCCUUGAAAGUUUUACUCAAUUUUUUAACGCAUAUUCCUUCAGUAUUUGAGCUAGGGGAAGUAUAAAGUAUAAUUUCAUUUUUGUUUUUUGAUAAUUUACCUAAUGGGAAUAUUAUAAUGUGGUCUUGGUGUUUUUUGACACAAGAAAUUGUAAUUGAAACUUUUAGUACUAAUUUUCUUGUUCCGUCAUGUUAUUAUUUUCAUUUUUCUUGUAUACCGGGUGCGUCUCAAAAGUGGCCCACCCCUGUAACUUUUUUAUCUUUUGGAUAAAAAAAACGAGAUUUGGUAUGUUAGUAUAUGACGCAAAUUAGGAUUGAUCGGCGUAUUGAAUUGUUUUUGGUCAUUUCCUGUUUCACCGGAAAUGAUAACAACAACCAGAAUGGCACCUUUGGUAUAUUUUUACUUUAUUCAAUAGAAAAUGGCGUUCUGAAUAGAAUGACGUAUCAUAUGUCCACUUUUGACGUUUUCGCUUAAAAGAAAAUCAUAUUUUAAAUCUAGAGUGGCAUGGCUGUGCUAAAAACACU